GGUGGCUGCUUCAAACUGUCAGGGAAGCAGGCUAUAAAAGUGAGAGGGACGGCACUUCGGAGGAUUGUGGUCCACACUGCACUGAACUUGUCACUUGUUGCUCAAAGAAGAACACUGCUGUGCCAUAAAGAAUCUCGCGAGCAGAAACCAGCAAACGGAUCGCGGCGAUGCUGGUUCCACGUGUGCUCCGCUCGGUGUUGUGCGUUCUCAGCUGCGUUUGUGCGUGCGUGGAAACCGCCUCGCGCCUCAAGUCUCACUCGCUGCCUAUCCAGUCUGAGAGAGAACCUCUGCCUUCUAAAGGCCUGUCAGGAUGCUCAUUUGGGGGUCGUUUCUAUUCGCUAGAGGACUCAUGGCACCCAGAUUUGGGGGACCCCUUUGGUGUCAUGCAUUGCGUCCAGUGCCACUGUGACCCUCAAAAGAGUCGCCGUGGAAAGGUAUUUGGGAAAGUCAACUGCAAGAACAUAAAGCAGGACUGUCCUGAUCCAGACUGUGAUGAUCCCAUCCUGUUGCCGGGACACUGCUGCAAAACCUGUCCAAAAGGUGAGGAAGGCAAGAAACAAACUAAUCCGAUUCCGGACAGCUUUGAGUAUUUCCAUGAAAAGGGCAAAGGCAAGGAGGACGACCUGCACAAAUCUUACAAUGACAGAUCCUACCUGAGCUCAGAGGACAUGGGCCCGGAGGAGAGCCGCACUGACUUUGUAGCGCUGUUGACAGGAGUGACAGAAUCAUGGUUGCCGAGCUCCAGCGCAGUUGCCAGAGCUCGCUUCUCCUUGACCAGAACCAGCCUGGCCUUUUCCAUCACGUACCAAAAAAUGGCCCGUCCCAGUAAAAUCCUCUUCCUGGGUACAGAUGGCGCCGCUGCUUUUGAGUACAAAGUCCCUAAGGGACAGUCCGACAUGAUCUGCGGUGUAUGGAAAAACGUUGCCAAGCCUUUUCUACGGCAGCUGCAGAAUGAGCAGUUGCACAUAAGCAUGAGCGCGUCAACCGGUAGACCGGAGGAAGUGGAAGGGAAGGUCAUCAAACACAGGGCUCUGUUCGCUGAGACAUUCAGCUCAACGCUGACGUCAGAGGAGGAGAACGCAGGCAUGGGAGGCAUCGCCAUGUUGACGCUAAGUGACACGGAGAACAACCUCCACUUCAUCCUCAUUCUUCAAGGCCUUAUCAAAAACAAAGACAAAGAACCCCUUCUGCUUCCUAUUCGUGUGCAACUGCUUUAUAGGCAACACAUCCUGAGAGAGAUCCAGGCCAAUAUCACAUCUCAUGAUCCAGAUUUUGCGGAGGUGUUGACAGACCUGAAUAGCCGCGAACUCUUUUGGCUCUCUCGCGGGCAGCUCAAGAUCGCCGUGGCAACAGAGGGUCACCGUUCCCAGCAGAUCUCAGGAUUCAUUACUGGCAGAAAAUCCUGUGACACUAUCCAAAGCGUGCUGUCCAGCGGUGAUGCGCUGACUCCUGGGAAGACAGGAGGCACGGGCUCCGCCAUCUUUAACCUUCAUGAUAACGGCACGUUGGAUUAUCAGAUUCAAGUUGCAGGUCUUACCGGAGACAUGAUCGGCCUCACAAUCGAGUUGAAACCACGGCGGCGAAACAAGCGCUCUGUACUGUACGAUUUAACACCGGAGUACAAUAAGGCCACGGGAAGAGCAGUGGGCAGCUGGAGUCGCUUAGAAGCCCGAAGCAUUCACAUGCUGCUGCAGAAUGAACUCUUCAUCAAUGUGGCUACGGGUCAAAACCAAGAUGGGGAACUACGGGGCCAGAUCAAAGCACUGCCCUAUAGUGGCCUGGAGGCUCCGAGGCAUGAGUUGCCCAGCCCUCUUGCCGGCCACUUUGUGUCGCCCCCAAUUAGAACCGGGGCUUCUGGCCACGCCUGGGUAUCGGUGGACAAAUAUUGUCACCUUCAUUAUGAGAUUGUUGUGGCUGGCCUCAGCAAGGCUGAAGACCUGACCGUGAAUGCGCAUCUGCACGGCCUCGCUGAGAUCGGUGAGCUGGAUGACAGCAAUAUCAAUCACAAGAGACUGCUGACUGGCUUCUACGGCUCACAGGCUCAGGGAGUGUUGAAGGACAUCAGUGCAGAAUUACUGCAGCACUUGGACCAAGGAACGGCCUUCAUCCAGGUCAGCACCAAGCUGAACCCAAGGGGAGAAAUCCGUGGAAGGGUCCAUGCGCGCAACAACUGCGAGUUUGGGAAUAAAGGGGACGUUGAUGAGGCCGAGUUUGACGACCUUUUUGUCAAAGAUCCCGAAAUGUUGAAGAAAGACCCUCAUACCUGCUCCUUUGAGAACCAGUACCAUGCUCACGGAGCCAGCUGGACUCCCAACUAUGAUAAAUGUUUCUCCUGUAGUUGCCAGAAGCGAACUGUGAUCUGUGAUCCCGUAAUCUGCCCGGUGUUGACAUGUUCCAAAACUAUCCAGCCCGACGAUAAAUGCUGCCCAAUCUGUGAUGAGAGGAAGGACGUAAAGGACACAAAAGCUCUUGAAAAAGUGGAAGAAAAUCCUGAAGGUUGUUAUUUUGAGGGAGACCAGAAAAUGCAUGCCCCAGGAACGACAUGGCAUCCUUUUGUACCUCCCUUUGGUUACAUUAAAUGUGCCGUCUGCACUUGCAAGGGCUCAACAGGCGAGGUACACUGCGAGAAAGUGACGUGUCCACCGGUGACAUGCAGUCAUCCCGUGAGACGAAAUCCGUCGGACUGCUGUAAAGAAUGUCCGGAGGAGGAGAAGACACCCAGCGCCCUGGAACACACCGACAUGAUGCAGGCGGAUGGGCCGAGACACUGCAAAUUUGGCAAGAACUAUUACCACAACAGCGACAACUGGCAUCCAUGGGUGCCCUUGGUAGGAGAGAUGAAGUGUAUCAACUGCUGGUGUGAUCAUGGUGUGACCAAGUGUCAGCGAAAGCAAUGUCCAGUGCUUACCUGCUCCAACAUCACUCGCAGAGAUGGCUCGUGCUGUCCUGACUGCAUCGAUACGAGAGGCAACGAUGAACUCGUCAUGAAGGCUCUCGACAAACAGCUAAGCCAGACACUGACCUAACCCAGAACACUCAAAUAACCCCGAUGACGACUUUGCCAACCCUUCACCCAAACCCAGAGCUGCACACUGGGCCCAUCAAUUCCCCCCCCUCCCCCACCAUCUCCCACCCACCUUGUCGUCAGCUUUAAGAUUGUAAAAGACAGAAACGAGCACAGGAGGAAAAUGAGAAGAUGAAAACUUUAACGAAUGACAGAAUUUUCCAAGGGAUUAGUGACCUUGGAGAGGACCAAACAGACGUUACAAACUAGCAGACCUCCGCUUCCUGUCUUGAAAUUUUCCUGGAGAUUUUUGCUUGCUUAAAAAAAAAUAGUCAGCAGCUUUGCAGCAUUUGAAUGGAAGCUUUAGGCUGUUUAGUGAGUUUCAGUUGAACGUCGCUGACAGGCCUUCUCUUUUGGAGCCCAGCCAUAGAUACUGUACUAUAGCUACUUCAAGUGCUCUCACUGGACAAUGUAAGACAUGCAUGAAUGUGUGAAUCUGUCUGAAUCAGAGUAUGUGUGUGUGUGUGUGUGCGUGUGUGUGUGUGUGUGUGUGUGUGUGUGUGUGUGUGUGUCUAUGUGUGCGUGUGAUGCCUUGUAAAUUACAGUUUAACAGCUGUACAGAUGACAGAAAUCAUUCUGGGUGGCAAGGCCCAUUUCAACUUUUAGAGAAAAGUGAAACAGGGACAGCGUUUGUUUUUCUUUGUUUUGGGGGAAUUUCAGUGAGUUACCAAAAAGAUUCUUGUCCCCUUAGAGUGUAUUUCCACACAAGUGAACCCGUCAAUGUUUUUCUUUUUCUAUUUUUCUUGGGGGGAGGGGGGCAGCAUUGAGAUCACAUUGAGAAGCUCCAAGAUGCUUUGUUGCUUUUUUCGCUGCCAACCUUGAGCCUCUUGUUGAUCUCAGUUUUGCUCCGUUUCACUUGUUCCUACUUUGCCACCUGCCUGUUUGGAGUAAAGUAAUAUUGUCAGAUUUGUUUUCAAAUGAAGAACAUGAAGCUGGUUUGUAUUUGUAUUUAUUGAAUGAUGUGGAGCACAAAUAAAACAGAUGAUGGGGAAAUCUGCGGUGGUGUUUUUGAUACUCCUAAUCCCCUAUUUUCUUUUCAUGCUUAAUUCAUUUCAUUUUAACGAUUUCAUUUUGUGGGCUGAAUAUGUAACACAGAAACUGAAUCUGAAUAAUUUAUAUUUGAAGUUGAAUUGCUUAACUUGAAUAAGCUCAUUGAAAACCUGAAUUUGUGUCCCUUUGGAGAAGAAAAAAAAACAAUAACGACGUACUGACGACAG
Messenger RNA from Hippocampus zosterae (dwarf seahorse), 4281 nucleotides. RefSeq names its product chordin (gene chrd). Gene Ontology annotation, biological process: multicellular organism development. The coding region runs from base 168 to 3026 and encodes 952 amino acids. Gene Ontology annotation, molecular function: protein binding. The transcript is spliced from 22 exons. NCBI's taxonomy places the organism in Eukaryota, Metazoa, Chordata, Actinopteri, Syngnathiformes, Syngnathidae. The record is from RefSeq and is a predicted model, not a curated record.